AGAUUGAAACUUGGUGUUGGAGGUAGCUUGGGAUCUUGGGUAGUUAUAUGAUACGGCUAAAACAAAUGACGAGACUUGAGUCUAUUUUUUUUUUGGCAAUUGUCGCCGAAAAAAAAGCGUCUGUCCAUUGUCCAAGCAAAAAGCUGUGGCGGAUUCUCCAAAGCAAAUAUCAAACCAGCGAACAAAAAUCUCUCUUUGUUUUUUCCUUCUCUUCCACUGACAAUCCAAAGUUGGAAACAUUUUUAAAAUCGUUCGACGUUUUCACGAGGAGAGAAGAAAUUUUCGGAAAGAGAUUAACCAACGGAUAGAGAUGGCAACCGUUGCCGGUACUUGUUCUUCUAGUGUUCUGUUUAGAAGCCGGAGCAAUGGAGCUUCUCUGGCUCAAUAUAAUGGGCUUAGACCACUGGAGACUGUGCAAAUGGCUCCAGCUGGGACUAAGUCAAGUGGGUUCCUUUCUACUUCAGUUCCAAAAUCCAGAACAAUCAGAGCCAUGGCUUCUCCAAAUGUUUCAGCUCCCAAACGAGAAAAGGAUCCCAAGAAACGAGUUGUGAUAACAGGAAUGGGAGUAGUCUCAGUUUUUGGUAAUGACGUUGAUGCAUUCUAUAACAAACUACUUGAAGGAGAGAGUGGGAUCAGCCUAAUAGAUAGGUUUGAUGCUUCUUCAUUCUCUGUCAGAUUUGCCGGUCAGAUUCGCGACUUUUCGUCUAAAGGAUACAUUGAUGGGAAAAAUGAUCGCCGUCUUGAUGAUUGCUGGAGGUACUGUUUAGUUGCUGGUAAGAGGGCUCUUGAAGAUGCCAACCUUGGCCCUGAAGUCCUUGACAAUAUGGACAGAACUAGAACUGGAGUGCUGAUCGGAACUGGGAUGGGAGGCUUAACAGCCUUUAGCAAUGGAGUCGAAGCUCUUAUUCAAAAGGGAUAUAAGAAGAUAACUCCAUUUUUCAUCCCUUACUCCAUAACCAAUAUGGGUUCAGCAUUGUUAGCUAUUGAUACUGGCUUAAUGGGACCUAAUUACUCCAUUUCAACUGCUUGUGCAACUGCAAAUUAUUGCUUCUAUGCAGCGGCUAAUCACAUUAGACGAGGUGAAGCAGAUAUAAUGGUAGCUGGAGGCACUGAGGCUGCUGUUAUGCCGACUGGUGUUGGUGGCUUUAUAGCUUGCAGGGCACUGUCUCAAAGAAACGAUGAUCCUAAGAGAGCUUCAAGACCUUGGGACAAGAAUCGAGAUGGUUUUGUCAUGGGAGAAGGAGCUGGUGUGCUGAUAAUGGAGAGCUUGGAUCAUGCAUUGAAAAGAGGAGCCAAUAUAAUUGCAGAGUAUUUAGGAGGUGCUGUAACUUGUGAUGCUCAUCACAUGACAGAUCCUCGCUCUGAUGGUCUAGGGGUUUCAACUUGCAUAACCAAGAGCUUAGAGGAUGCCAAAGUUUCCCCUGAGGAGGUGAACUAUAUUAAUGCUCAUGCAACUUCAACGCUUGCAGGGGAUUUGGCUGAGGUUAAUGCUAUCAAGAAAGUCUUUAAGGACACGUCAGAGAUUAAGAUGAAUGGAACAAAGUCAAUGAUUGGACAUGGACUUGGUGCUGCUGGUGGACUUGAAGCCGUAGCAACCAUAAAAGCAAUCACCACAGGAUGGUUGCAUCCAACUAUCAAUCAAGAUAACUUGGAGCCUGAUGUCACUAUUGACACUGUUCCCAAUUUGAAGAAGCAGCAUCAAGUCAAUGUUGGUAUCUCAAAUUCAUUUGGCUUUGGAGGGCAUAAUUCUGUGGUUGUUUUCGCUCCAUUCACUCCUUAACUCGAUAAUACUCAGCCCAAAUAUUAAUUCUGUUUCAUCUUUCCAUUAUGUCAAAACGAACCAAGUUUAAUGGUAAUAGAGUGGAAAUCAGAAGCAUUCUUGAUUUUUGCGGUAAUGAGUAUUCAGAUUAUGCAGACAAUCGGAUCAUUUUCAUUUGAUACCUUGUAACUCUUUUGUAAUAAGAUUGGAUUUGGUGUUCCUUAAAUAAGCAAAUAAAAAGAAUCGACAUUGUUUCCU
Molecule: messenger RNA, 2017 nt
Organism: Jatropha curcas
Lineage: Eukaryota; Viridiplantae; Streptophyta; Magnoliopsida; Malpighiales; Euphorbiaceae
Product: 3-oxoacyl-[acyl-carrier-protein] synthase I, chloroplastic
Biological process (GO): fatty acid biosynthetic process
Cellular component (GO): mitochondrion
Molecular function (GO): 3-oxoacyl-[acyl-carrier-protein] synthase activity
Source: RefSeq, a predicted model, not a curated record